CUGUCCAAUCCCUUCCCCCAUGUGACCCCACACUGCACAAACCCAUAGAUAUAGAUAGAUGUAUAGAUAUAGUUAUAUCUAAAACAAUAAUAAUAUUAUUAUUAUUGCCUUAAACUAUUAUUAUUUAUUAUUGGGAUCUGUAAAUGAUCAAUGUUCUUGUCGUUCCCAUUGUGUUUGUUUGUUUGUUCUCAUUUCCCAACUCUCUCUUGGUUUCACUAUCCUCUUCAUUCCCUUGUUAUUAAUAUUUAUAACACCCUUUCUCACAAGUUUCUAAUCUUUGUUAUUGCUUCUUCUUCUCGAAACUGUACGUCUAUAGCUACUAUACAAUAUUUCUGGAGAACUGGGUCUUCUUGUAGAUAUUUUUAUAGCUUCUGGGUUGGUUCAAGUUUGAAUUUUUAUCAUCAUCAUCAUCUUCAUCUUCUUCUUUAUUUUUUUUUUCCGGUUCUGUCUAUUAUUGUAGUGAUGGCACAGUUACCACCUAAAAUUCCAAACAUGACAUUACCCAAUUGGCCCGACGUCGUUUCGCACGGGAAGCUUCCAUCUUUAGCCACGAAUCCAUCUUGGGUUGACGAAUUCCUAGAUUUCUCCACGGCCAGGCGAGGCUCCCACAGGAGAUCGGUAAGCGAUUCCAUCACUUUUCUUGAGACGCCAAUGCUGGACGAGUGCCGUGGCGGCGGAGGAGGCGGCUCGGGGGCUGCGCCGCCGCAGGGAAGAGCAACGCUUCCCGGAAGUGGCGGCGGUGGUGGUAGUGGUGGCAAUAACAAUGAUCAUGGAGAGUUCGAUAGAUUUGACGACGAACAGUUCAUGUCGAUGUUCAACGACGAAAUGGCUUCGAUGGCCGUGGCGGGGCCCAACGUGUCGUCCUCGAACCCUUCGACGCCGUCCGAUCAUAACAGCAUCAACGACGAGAAGGAAAUGCAGCUGGAUCGGAGUAGUAGUAAGCAACAGCAGGUCAAGAAUGAAUCGGAAGAAGUUGAUAGCCAAUGCAACUCCGACUCGCAACCCAACCCGACUGGGACAACGACAACCAACGCUGCAAACGACAGAGUAAUUGAUCCUAAAAGGGUCAAGAGAAUCUUGGCGAACAGACAAUCCGCACAGAGAUCACGGGUCAGAAAGCUACAGUACAUCUCAGAGCUUGAACGCAGUGUUACUUCCUUGCAAGCUGAAGUUUCAGUACUUUCACCGCGAGUUGCGUUUUUGGAUCAUCAACGCUUGCUUCUUAAUGUUGACAACAGUGCUCUUAAACAAAGAAUCGCUGCUUUGGCUCAGGAUAAGAUUUUCAAAGAUGCUCAUCAAGAAGCACUAAAGAGGGAAAUAGAGAGACUGAGGCAAGUAUAUCACCAACAAAAUAUGAAGAAGAUGGAAAAUAAUGUUGGUCAAUCACAAUCGUCAAUGGGGGACACUACCAAAUCUCCAAUUGAUAAAAAUGAUCAGCAGCUUCUCAAUGUUUCUUCAUAACCUUCUACUGUAUUAUCGUUAUUAUUAUGGUCAAAACUCAAAAGCUACGUAUGGAUAAGUUAGAACUUUUAUACACUAAAAGUGGGGGGGAAAGUGAAGCAAGUGAUCAUCAAUUUCGAUGAUUUUCUCAGUAGAUUUAGUAAAGUAUAUACUACUGCUGCAACAGCAACAGCAACAGCAACAAGUGUUUGAUUCAGAAGAAUUGCUUAUUAUUAGCCAGUUUUCCUGAUCUGAACAAUGUGAAGAGAGAGAGAGAAAGAAAGAGUUGAAAGUGUACCUUACCUAAUCAGACACCAAAGAACAGACACAUGAACUUGGGUGCUCUCUGCUGUUGACCUGUGCCAUCACGUGAUAUGUUUUUACCUUUUAAGAAGGGACCACUUGGUGAUUACAUGAUUGGAUUACAGGAAAGAACAUGUGCAUGCAGUAGUAGUUGAGUGUUUUUUAAAAAAAAAAAAAAUUAUUAUUAUAUAUAUAUAUAAAAAAAGAUUGUCUUUGUUAGCUAGCUAGCUUUAUUAACUGAUUAGGGGGAGGGGUGUGGUUGAUUCUUUUAAUUUAUAUAUUUUUCUUCUUGCACAUUGAUUCUUUAAUUUGUAUUUUGUAUGAAUUAAUUUAAAGGGUUUGGUUGGA
This is a messenger RNA of Humulus lupulus (European hop), 2091 nucleotides long. RefSeq names its product basic leucine zipper 61-like. Gene Ontology annotation, molecular function: DNA binding; DNA-binding transcription factor activity. The record is from RefSeq and is a predicted model, not a curated record. Gene Ontology annotation, cellular component: nucleus. The coding region runs from base 151 to 1461 and encodes 436 amino acids. NCBI's taxonomy places the organism in Eukaryota, Viridiplantae, Streptophyta, Magnoliopsida, Rosales, Cannabaceae. The transcript is spliced from 4 exons. Gene Ontology annotation, biological process: positive regulation of DNA-templated transcription.